This is a messenger RNA of Lolium perenne, 1451 nucleotides long. RefSeq names its product LOB domain-containing protein 6. Lineage: Eukaryota; Viridiplantae; Streptophyta; Magnoliopsida; Poales; Poaceae. The record is from RefSeq and is a predicted model, not a curated record.
UCUUUUGGUCGUCACUUUCAUACUCUAUUCUCUCUCCAAAACAAGCAGCUAAGUAGCUAUAGCUAGAGAGAGUGGGAAAUAAAAAGGCAAGUCGGAACAACGCAGGAGCUAGCCAGAUAAAUAGGAGGAGGAAGCCGCUUGCGGCAGGAGAAGGCCAGGGGAAGGAAAAGUAGGAGAGAGGUGAUUCAGGUCAGCGCGCGGCAGCGGCACGAAGUGAGCAGAAAACUUCGUCCCACGGAAAGGGAAGCUAGGGUACCAAUCGAUGGCCUCCUCGUCGGCGUCUUCGCUGCCAGGCUCAGUCAUCACCGUGGCCUCGUCGGCAGCGGCGCUCGGCGCCGCCAGCUCUGGGGCGGCCGUGACGGGCUCGCCGUGCGCGGCCUGCAAGUUCCUCCGUCGCAAGUGCCAGCCUGACUGCGUGUUCGCGCCCUACUUCCCGCCGGACAACCCUCAGAAGUUCGUUCACGUGCACCGCGUCUUCGGCGCCAGCAACGUCACCAAGCUCCUCAACGAGCUGAACCCGUACCAGCGGGAGGACGCCGUAAACUCGCUCGCAUACGAGGCUGACAUGCGCCUCCGCGAUCCCGUCUACGGCUGCGUCGGCGUCAUCUCCGUCCUCCAGCACCAGCUCCGCCAGCUCCAGCAGGACCUCACUCGCGCCCGCUACGAACUCUCAAAGUACCAGGCAGCUGCGGCGGCGGCAGUUUCGGCGUGCAACGGGGCACCGGCGAUGGCGGAUUUCAUAGGAAACGCGGUGCCCAACUGCACGCAGAACUUCAUCAACAUCAGCCACUCCACGGCGAUCGGCGCGGGCGUUGGUGGCUUCGGGCACGACCAGUUCGCCGCCGUGCAGAUGCUGGCGAGAUACGAGGGGGAGGGCGCCAUCGCCAGGCUCAGCGUCAACGGCGGGUACGACUUCGGGUACUCGUCGGCCAUGGGAGCCGUCGGGCCGGUGUCCGGCCUCGGGCCGCUAGGAGGCGGGCCGUUCUUGAAACCUGGCACGGCCGGCGGGGACGAGCGGCACGCCGCCGGGCAGUAGCGGCGCAUUCGAUUCAUCCAUAUCUUUCGCGGCAGAUAAUAUCAUUUGAGGAGGGUACCACCAAGAACUGAAGACUAAACUGGUGAAACAUCCUGAAGAUCAUUCAUGCAUGUCAAUCUACUACUCUAUCUUACUACGUGCAGAACAAAAGGAGUUCUUGAGUUAAAUUAGCACCUUGUUUGAUUUGUUUGGUGUCCUACUUUUCUCUUUUGUUCCAUCCAUAAAGUCGAACCAUAUAUGUAUCCUGAUUCCCCAGCAGCUGGGAUUUGUUUGUGUGUGUGUGUCAGUGUGUGUUGUUUGCUCCAUAAUAUGUAAUGCUUCUUUGUUUUCACAGAUGGUGUCCAUUACUUAAUUUUAUUAAGUGAGGAGUAUUGUAUAUUACAAAGUUAGUGGAUCAUGAAACUGUUAACUGUCU